AUGGCCAAUCCCUUCAAUCGCCGCCCGAUCCCCGACUACUUUGUCGCAUCUCCCUUGGUGGCCUUACUCUACCCAGUACACCAGGUCUUACUCCGUCUACGUGGUCCUCCUCGGCUCCCACCGCCAGACACCCAACCAAUCCGGGUAGUCUGCAUCUCCGAUACCCACACCCACGAAUGGCCAGAGGUACCUGACGGCGACCUCCUCAUCCACGCCGGCGACCUCAGCAACGAUGGCUCAGCACGCGAAAUCCAAGCCUCCGUCGACUGGCUCCGCAGCCUCCCUCAUCCAUACAAGGUCGCCAUCGGAGGGAACCACGACAGCUACUUCGACAUCCGGUCACGACUAGACGAGGACCGCGAAGACCCAGGUUCCCCCUUCGCAGGAGUCUCUUCCUCGUCAGCAUCCAUCCACUCCCUUCACGAGCUCAACGGGCCGUCCCGCAUCGACUGGGGCGACAUCCAUUACCUCCAACACUCAGCCGUCACGCUGUCCUUCCCCGAUACAUCCGCACCCUCAUCCACAACACCCCUCAACAGCCCCCGCGCGCGCUCCCUGACAAUCUACGGCGCCCCCCAAGUCCCAGCCAUCGUCCCCUUCGGCCCCGAGCACGCCUUCACAUACCCCCCUCACCACGACGCCUGGUCCGGCACCGUGCCGCCAGAAACCGACAUCCUUGUCACCCAUACCCCGCCCCAGUCCCACCUCGACCUGUCCCCCGUCUACUCAACAGGGUGUCCGAACCUACUAGCAGAAUCAUGGCGUGUCCGUCCCGCCCUUCACGUCUUCGGCCACGUCCAUGAAUCUGCCGGCCAGGAACCUGUCUUCUGGGACGAAGCCCAGAGAGCUUGGGAACGGCUCUGUGCUUCGCGCCGGUCACGCGCACGCUACAGUCGCCUCUCGUCGCUUGCGGGCUUCCUGCGUGAUAUGUUCGAUUUAACUGCCUGGAUUGACGCAGCGCGGGUUGUUGGAUAUGGGAUAUUGGGCGUUGUAUGGGCCCAUGUUUGGGGUGGAGAGAAUCUUGGUGGUGGGUGGAUGGUUAAUGCUGCUUGCAUGUAUCGUGAUAGUGGGCGACUGGGGAAUAAGCCGAGGGUCUUUUAUCUAUGA
Messenger RNA from Penicillium bovifimosum, 1107 nucleotides. Its product is annotated as metallophosphatase domain-containing protein. The transcript has a single exon. The coding region runs from base 1 to 1107 and encodes 368 amino acids. NCBI's taxonomy places the organism in Eukaryota, Fungi, Ascomycota, Eurotiomycetes, Eurotiales, Aspergillaceae. The record is from RefSeq and is a predicted model, not a curated record. Gene Ontology annotation, molecular function: hydrolase activity.